Phaeodactylum tricornutum CCAP 1055/1 is the source of this 489-nucleotide messenger RNA. RefSeq lists its product with no specific name. Gene Ontology annotation, molecular function: 3'-5' exonuclease activity; nucleic acid binding. The annotation marks the transcript as partial. Gene Ontology annotation, biological process: rRNA processing. Gene Ontology annotation, cellular component: nucleus. NCBI's taxonomy places the organism in Eukaryota, Bacillariophyta, Bacillariophyceae, Surirellales, Neidiaceae. The transcript has a single exon. The record is from RefSeq and is a predicted model, not a curated record.
GUUGCCAUGGACUGCGAAAUGGUCGGCGUUGGACCCCACAGAUUUUCAGUGCUAGCCCGGGUUUCCAUUGUCAACUUAAGAGGGGAUACUAUUUUUGACUCUUAUGUUCGAGUCGACGAAAAAGUGACUGACUAUCGGACCUGCGUUUCAGGAAUUCGGCCUGAAAAUCUCAAGUCAGAGAAAGCCAUUGCCUUCGGGAAGUGUAGGGCGAAAGUUAUGCAAGUUCUGAAAGGAAAGAUCUUAGUGGGACAUGCACUUAAAAACGAUCUCAAAAUCCUCAAUCUACAUCACCCUUGGUACAAUACUCGUGAUACCUCCAUGUAUGGACCGUUCAUGAAGAUGUCGCACAAGGGGAUUUGGAAACCCCGCCGUUUAUCUGAGUUGACUCGAGUAGUUCUAGAUACUAGUAUUCAGCAGAAAGAGCACUGCUCCGUGGAAGACGCUCGGGCGGCAAUGAGUCUUUACUGCUCUGUUAGAGACGAGUGGGAU